AUGGCCACGUCCGCCCGAUCGCUGCUCGCGCUAAGCGCUCUCUCCGUUUCGGAACCACCAUUGUACAAAGAAUGCGUACCGCUCGUAGCUCAAUACUCGAAUUGUUCCAAAGAUAAUAUUUGCCUCGGCUGCACAGUGUGUGAUUGUGAUGUUAGUGGCAGGUGGAACUGUCACCAGGUCGAAAAAUGCAGACCAGAUCCCGAACAAAUUAUCGAUCGUGCUAUUUUGAGUUUCGUUAUGGAAAAUUUCUUAGAUGUUGACUUAAGCUUGAGUAGAAAAAAACGUUCAGCGUUCGCAAUCGCGGGGCACACUAAUGUUUCAAGUGAAGAUUAUUCUGAACAGCAAAAAGUCAGAGUUUCUUUCAAUACAACUCCAAUCCUAUCUAUAAAUGCAUCAGCAUUUGUGAAAUAUUUGACAAGAGGUGCUUACUAUCCAUUAGAUGCUAUCAUAAAAGCUAGAAACAAAGAGCUAAACGAUUUAUUAAAAAUAAGAGAUAACCUCUUAUCCUCCGUCAAAUUGUAUACGGGAUUUGACUUGUCGAGUAUUGCAACACUCGGUUCUCAUAUGGAUCGAAAUAAGGACUUAAAUGAAUCCUACCGAUUGGAUAACGCGACCGGCUUUUUAAGACGAAAUACUCCAAUGUUGCUUAAAAAAUAUAAAAGCAAGUUACGACGCGAUAUUCACGAAGUCCUACGGGAUAUUACAGUCAUGAGGAAACUGUCAAAUUCAACGAUAAUUUCUCACGAAAUAAAGACCCUUAUUCGAAUCCUAAAUUAUUUGUAUAAAACAGAAUCGCAAACAAAAAAGAGAAUAAAAUCAAAAAGGAAAAAUUUAGGAAAGUGGCUCGAGGGUCUGAAAAGAAGGUCAACAAAUCCAAUUGUGAUGAUAAAUGUUAUUCUAAUGUUCUUGUAUGAAAAUGUAACGGAAGAUAAUGUUCUGGCUUCAUUGUCUAGUAACUCUAGGAAGGUGAUCAGACGCGUUGUAAACCAAUUUCAUGUAGACGAAUUUGCUCAUGUUAACGUCAAGCGUAAGGAAAAUCUAACAGAGCUUCUUAGAAGUAUAGAAAUUAAGUGGAAAGUCAAAUGCACAGUGUCCCAGACGAACAAACCAUCGCAGUUGUUAUUUAAAUUGAAAUUAUUGCAUUUCGAUCUCUCAGCGGGAAUAGCUAAGCUGAAUGAUAUAAUUACAUUGGCCCAGUUUGCUGAACGGCGGCGAAUGAAUUUAUUAAACGACCCCAACACAGAGAAGACUCUCGCCAAUGUCCUGAAUGAUUUAAAUCAGAUACACAAAAGCAUGCGGCAGUUUUCCCAAAGUACUAAGCUGCAAGAAAAAUCUUUAUCAUCGAUUCCUCGGCCUAAUAAAAAGAAGAGCUUCUUUCAAAAAGUCAAAAGUUUACUGAAGAAAUCUAAGCAAGAUGUAAAAGGUUUAAUAAAGAAACGAGUUUCAAAAUCAGGAUCAUCUAAGAAUAAAUCUACCGAAUAUGAAGCUAUUAUGCAGAGGUGGCAGAAUAAUCUUAAUAUUUUGCCCCGCAGUAAGAGGUCUCCCAACGAAUUUAGGAAGUUUGUCAAUCGCGUGAAGAACAUAAUUCCUGGAUAUUUGCACAACAAACUAAAACCAGCAGUCGAGAAGAAGAGAGGUAGAAGAACUACGCGAAGCAAACGAAGACAUCACCGUGGUCAGGUUAAUUCAAGUAAACAAAUUCGACACCAAACAGAGACAACUAAGAAGACUGUUGUACUUAAUCAUGAUAAAAAACCUGAGUGUUUAAACAUCUUAUAA
Molecule: messenger RNA, 1779 nt
Organism: Leptosia nina
Lineage: Eukaryota; Metazoa; Arthropoda; Insecta; Lepidoptera; Pieridae
Source: the annotation of a GenBank genome assembly